GGACCAUCCCAACGCGCCGACGUUCGUUCGUUCACCCGUUCAUCGGCCAGAUCUUUAUUCUUCUUCUUGGCUAGACGGUCAUCCGUUCACCAUGAAGCAUCUGCUCUUUUCGUCUCUCCUCGCCGCUUCGGCGGCAGCCGGCCUCCUUUCGCGGGACCACGUCAGGCGCGGUUAUGGUAGCCACCACAUCGCAAGACAAGCCGACGCCAGUUGUGGCACCAGCGGGAGCGUCUACUCGAAGGAUGGCGGGUUCCGCAGCGUCCUCUAUGUGACGAACUGGGGCAUAUAUGGCGCUAAGUUCCUGCCGUCAGACAUCCCGGUGUCCGAGAUAACGCAUGUGCAAUAUGCGUUUGCGGAUAUCAGGGAAGACGGGAGCGUCGUCUCCUCCGACGAGUGGGCCGACACCCAAAAGAUCUUCGCCGGCAGCAGCGCCCCGCCCGGCGGCGGCGGCGGCGCAAACGGCACCAAGGACGCGUACGGCAUGGUGGGGCGGCUGUACCGCCUGAAGCAGCAGAACCGACACCUCAAGGUCUUGCUGUCCGUGGGCGGCUACACGUGGUCGCCCAAGUUCGAGCCCGUGGCUGCCGACGCCACCAAGCGCGCCACCUUCGUCUCCACGGCCGUCAAGCUGAUGGGCGACUGGGGCAUGGACGGGCUCGACAUCGACUGGGAGUACCCGGACACGGCCGCCAAAAACGCAAACAGCGUCAGCCUGCUCGCGGACCUGCGCAAGGGGCUGGACGACUACGCGGCCCAGCACGCGCCCGGCUACCGCUUCACCCUCAGCUUCCCGGCCCCCGCGGGGCCGGAUCACUACAGGGCCUUCAACUUCAAGGCCAUGGACGCGUCGCUCGACUUCUGGUCCGUCAUGGCCUUCGACUUCGCGGGCAACUGGGACAACACGACGGGCCACCAGGCCAACGUGUUCCCGGAGCCGUCGACGCCGCUGGCGACAAAGGCCAGCAUCGACCAGGCCGUGGCCGACUACGUGGCCGGCGGCGUGCCCCCAGGCAAGCUCAACGUCGGCAUCCCCCUAUACGGGCGCUCGUUCGACAAGACGACUGGGCUCGGCAAGCCCUACACGCCCUCGACGGCCGGGUCGCUCGACGGGCAGGCCGCCAUCUGGCUGUACAAGGACCUGCCGCGCGCCGGCGCCACCGUCCUGUACGACGACGUGGCCAAGGCGACCUACACGUUCGACAACUCGACCGGGCAGCUCGUCUCGUACGACGACAAAAAGUCUGCGCAGUUCAAGUCGCAGUACAUCAAGGAGAAGGGCCUCGGUGGCGUCAUGUUCUGGGAGGCGUCGCAGGACAAAAACAACAGCGCCAGCAUGGUCCGCAGCGUGGCUGGCUGGCUUGAGGAGCUCCAGUGCUCGCAGAACCUGCUUUCAUACCCGGGAUCGCAGUACAACAACAUUCGUACCAACAUGGGGAAGGGAAAUGCGUGAAGGGGCAGAUCUAGAUAGUGUUACCUUGGGAGACUUGCGUCGACCACGUUCCUAGAUAUAAUUUGCGGUCAAGAAUAUCCGCAUGCGCGUUGCCUCCCAGGCCAUGUCGCAGGUGCAUGCGGGCUACCCCUGACAACCGGAAUUCGCCUGGUAUAAAGUCGUAUUUUCCGAGUCAUCCACGACUAGUUCAAGCCAAGGAUGCCAUUCCAAGAUUGAGGAA
Molecule: messenger RNA, 1670 nt
Organism: Gaeumannomyces tritici R3-111a-1
Lineage: Eukaryota; Fungi; Ascomycota; Sordariomycetes; Magnaporthales; Magnaporthaceae
Product: chitinase 1
Exons: 2
Coding region: 92-1450 (452 amino acids)
Biological process (GO): carbohydrate metabolic process; chitin catabolic process
Cellular component (GO): extracellular region
Molecular function (GO): chitin binding; chitinase activity
Source: RefSeq, a predicted model, not a curated record